Molecule: messenger RNA, 1470 nt
Organism: Rhagoletis pomonella (apple maggot)
Lineage: Eukaryota; Metazoa; Arthropoda; Insecta; Diptera; Tephritidae
Product: sarcotoxin II-3-like
Exons: 2
Coding region: 2-1300 (432 amino acids)
Biological process (GO): defense response to bacterium
Cellular component (GO): extracellular region
Source: RefSeq, a predicted model, not a curated record
AAUGAAACUACAACUUUUCGCCAUUUUGGCGGUUGCUAUCACCGUUUUGGUUUGCGUGGCGGCAGCACCAGGACGCCAUCAGAAUCCACCAACAGUGCGCCCACAGCCGCCACCACGUCCCAUCCGAGUACGUCGCUAUGCUGAACCAGGACGCCACCAGAAUCCACCAACAGUGCGUCCACAGCCGCCACCUCGUCCUAUUCGUGUACGUCGCUAUGCUGAACCAGCACGCCAUCAGAAUCCACCAACAGUGCGUCCACAGCCGCCACCUCGUCCCAUACGCGUCAGACGUUAUGCGGAACCAGGACGCCAUCAGAAUCCGCCAACAGUGCCCCCACAGCCUCCACCACGUCCCAUCCGAGUACGUCGCUAUGCUGAACCAGGACGCCACCAAAAUCCACCAACAGUGCGUCCACAGCCGCCACCUCGUCCUAUUCGUGUACGUCGCUAUGCAGAACCCGCACUUCAUCAGAAUCCACCAACAGUGCGCCCACAGCCGCCACCACGUCCCAUACGCGUACGACGCGAUGUAGCUACUGGUGGCGCUGUGUCAACUAACCCAAAUGGUGGACAUGAUGUUAAGCUAGAGAUCGCUAAAGGCUUAGGCACACCCGAUGCUAAUGUGAUUGGUAGCGCGUUUGCGAUGGGCAAUACCAAAGGUGGACCGGUGACUACUGGCGGCAGUUUGGCUGCUAAUGUCAAGGGACUUGGCGCCUCUAUUACCAAAGAGCAUACGCCUGGCAUCAGUGAUACGCUAACUAAGAGCGCUUCGGCAAAUGUUCUACUGAAUGAAAAUAAUCGCUUGGAUGCAUCCAUCUUUAAAGCCGACACAAAAUUGUCAAAUGGCUUCGAGUUUGAGAAGAAAGGUGGCUCGUUGGCCUUAAACAACGCCGGCGGUCAUGGCAUAUCCAUUGCCAAGGAGACCAUACCCGGUUUCAGUGACUCGCUAACGAAAUCUGCGCAUGCUACAUUCUUCAAUAAUGGCGCGCACAGCGUGGGCGCCAAUGUGUUUGAUACCAAAAAAUCCUUCGACUUUGGCCCCACAUUACGCGAAACAGGUGGAAAUCUCAAUUGGGCGCAUACGAAUGGCCAUGCCGCGAAUUUGGGUCUUUCCAAGGUUCAUGAUUUUGGCACCAAAUUUAAUUAUGGCGCAAGUUCGAAUUUAUUUACCUCAGCUGAUCGCCAAACGAGCUUGGAUUUCAAUGCUGGCGGUUCACGUUGGCUGAAUGGUCCGCUGAGCGGCAGGAAUGACUUCAACAGUGGCUUUGGGCUUUCGCACAGAUUCAGUAAUUGGGGUUAAGAGAGUUGAUGAAGGGUUUGGAUUGUGGGACAGAGUAGAGUAUUUGUUUGGUCAUAAAACAUAAUGCGGCAAGAAUUAUUUAUUUAUUUGCAUACAUAUGUACAUGCAUAUGCAUUUGUAAUUAGGAUUUUUUUAAGUACGAAAAUGUAAUCGAAAAAUAAAAUAAAAUA